UUCUCUCUUCUCUCUUCUCUCUUCUCUCUUCUCUCUUCUCUCUUCUCUCUUGCUCCCUCUUCUCUUUCCCUUUCUCCUCUUCUCUCCCUCUUCUCUCCCUCUUCUCUCCCUCUUCUCUCCCUCUUCUCUCCCUCUUCUCUCCCUCUUCUCUCCCUCUUCUCUCCCUCUUCUCUCCCUCUUCUCUCCCUCUUCUCUCCCUCUUCUCUCCCUCUUCUCUCCCUCUUCUCUCCCCUCUUCUCUCCCCUCUUCUCCCUUUUCUCUCCCCUCUUCUCCCUUUUCUCUCCCUUCUCUCCCUUUUCUCUCCCCUCUUCUCCCUUCUCUUUUCAGCCUCUCUCACCCUUCAGGACUGCAGCCAUCUCUAACAAAGUGAAGCUCACACAGCCUGGUGCCUGUGAAAUCGGGACUCAAACAUCCUCCAAGUGUUUGUGAGAACGUUGCAAUAACAAAGUGCUCCGUGUGCCUGAAGAAUGCCGAGGGAACAAAAGCCACAGCAGCCAAGCAGGGACUAGGGAAUACUAAAGAGUUGUCAGGAAUUUUAACAUACAACUCUCUCUCUUCCUCGUCAGUGAGGGUUCUCAGGAAGCCCUCUGGCUUAUCGUAAAGCGGCACGCAGCGCAGCCAGGGGCUGGGGAGGUGAAAGGUGGCUUCCUGCCAUUCUUCUCUGGAGCUGGGUUCCCAUGGGCGGUCAUGCCAGCGUGACUGGGGCUUGUUCCACACUCGUGUGAAACGAGGAGCUCUGCAUCCAGGCUGCUGCAGGGGACUGCAUUUUCAUGGGCUAACGGCGAGUGUCGGGUUUUCCAGCCAUGAACCGCUUCCAUGGACUCUGCAAGGUGUGCUCGGAGCGGAGAUACAGGCAGAUCACAAUCCCUCGAGGAAGCGAUGGCUUUGGCUUCACCAUCUGCUGCGACUCCCCGGUCCGUGUGCAGGCAGUGGACUCUGGUGGCCCAGCAGAAAAGGCUGGUCUGCAGCAGCUCGACACCGUGCUGCAGCUGAACGAGCAGCCUGUGGAGCACUGGAAAUGUGUGGAGCUGGCACAUGAAAUCCGGAACUGUCCCACUGAGAUCAUACUCCUGGUGUGGAGGCUGGUCCCGCAGGUGAAGUCGGGCCCCGAGGCCGUGCUGCGCAGGUCGUCCUGCAAGUCUGCCUACGAGCUGCAGUCCCCCCCCAACAAGAGGGAGAAGAACAGCACAAUGCCCCCACGGCCCGAGCAGCGCCGCAGCUGCCACGUGCUGUGUGAUGGGACUGAUGGGCUGGUGCUCAACUCCUGGGAGAGGUACACGGAGCUGGGCAAGCGGGGCCAGAGCACCAUGCCCCCCCUCUCCAGGGUCCCCUCCACUGCAGACCAGAACUACAUCAUCUUGGCACCUUUGAACCCAGGGAGUCAGCUGCUGAGGCCUGUCUAUCAAGAGAACAACACUACUGUGGGAGACUCAGGCAAAGGGAAAUCACACAUGGGCUCUGGGAGAAAAUCCAGGCUGAUGAAGACUGUGCAGACAAUGAAGAGCUAUGGCAACUACCAGAACUGCACCAUAGUGAGGCCACACAUCCCACACUCCAGCUAUGGCACCUAUGUGACCCUGGCUCCCAAAGUGCUGGUGUUCCCUGUGUUUGUGCAGCCCCUCGACCUUUGCAACCCAGCACGGACCCUGCUGCUGUCAGAGGAGCUGCUGCUUCACGAGAGCAGAAGCAGGACUAUACAGGUGACCCUCUUUGUCUACUCUGACCUGCUGCUCUUCACCAAGGAGGACGAGCCUGGGCGCUGCAACGUGCUGAGGAACCCUCUCUACCUGCACAGUGUCAAGCUCCAGGAGGGGUCAGAGGAUCGGAAGUUUUGCAUCCUUUACCUGGCAGAGAAGUCAGAGUGCUUAUUAAGUUUGGAGGCUUACUCCCAGGAGCAGAAGAAGAGGAUCUGCUGGUGUCUGGCUGAGAACAUCACCAAGCAGCAACAUCCAGCCUCGGCACCCACGGACAACAAGAUGCUGGAGACGGAUGCUGAGAAGCCGGGGCAGAUGCACUCAGAGGACAGGAAAGCAGCUGAAGCUCCUCCAGGUGCAGAGGCACCAGCUCCAGGUGAGCCCUGGGAGGCUUUGGGAGCCACAAAGGAUCCUGUCCUGACAGAAAAGCAGCUGGUGGCCACUGAGAGAGGAGAAGAGCAACCCAGCACCCUGCCAGCCUUCAUCAUCCCCGAGCUGCGCCUCGACAGCACCUUCAGCCAGAGCGCGGCAGCCGCGGCGGGCACCAGCACGGACGGCGAGGACGAGGACGAGGAGGAAGAUGAGGAUGAGGAGGAGGAGGAGGAGGAGGAGGACAGUGAUGAGAACUACUUGGAGAGGAACGAGGUGAAGCGCAGCAGCAUGAUCGAGACGUCGGGCUGUCAGCCCGUGUACACGCUGGGCGUGCAGAGCUCCCUGCGGCGCCGCACACACAGCGAGGGCAGCCUGCUGCAGGAGGCCAGGGGCCACUGCUUCACCUCUGACACCACCCUGCACUGCUCAGACAGCCAGGGCAACAAGGGCCACUGGGCCCUGCCCUCCCCCAAGACCCUCAAGAAGGAGCUGGUCAGAAACGGCGGCUCCGUGCACCAGCUGACGCUGCUGUUCGCAGGCCACAGGAAGCUGAGCGGAGCUGACCCUGAAUGCAGCUGUGACGAAGGGGACGAGACCUCCCGCAAGAAACGGAGCAGGAACCUAGCCAAGGACAUGAAGAACCGCUUGGGGAUCUUUCGGCGGCGGAACGAGUCGCCCGGGGCCAACCCGGCUGGGAAGCUCGACAAAGUGCUCAAAUCGCUCAAACCCACUCCUGAGGAAGCUCUCAAGUGGGGGGACUCCCUGGAGAAGCUGCUGCUGCACAAAUACGGGCUCGCUGCCUUCAGAGCCUUCCUGCGCACCGAGUUCAGCGAGGAGAACCUGGAGUUCUGGCUGGCCUGUGAGGAGUUCAAGAAGAUCAAAUCCCAGUCUAAGAUGGUCUCCAAAGCCAAGAAGAUCUUUGCUGAGUACAUUGCCAUCCAGUCCUGCAAAGAGGUCAACCUGGACUCCUACACACGGGAGCACACCAAGGAGAACCUGCAGAACAUCACCCGUGGCUGCUUCGACCUGGCUCAGAAGAGGAUUUACGGGCUGAUGGAGAAGGACUCGUACCCACGCUUCCUCCGCUCUGACUUGUACCUAGACAUCAUCAACCAGAAGAAAGGCAGCUCCCCUCUGUAGACCCCCCCAGGGACUGUGUCGGGGCAGGCUGGGAGCUGUGUGUUUACAUGAGCUGGGGGAUGGCAGAAGCCUUCCUGGAGGACAGCAGGACUUGCCCUUCCCGCCGCUGUCUGUGCCCACAAGCCAUGGGCUGAGCAGGCUGGGGCUGCUGCAGCGCCGCUGGUACGACGCCGCUGGGGGGCUCAGCCAGGAGGGAAGCUCCCACCACAACACUGUGAAACGUGGCCCUGAGCUGGGAGGCCACCAGUGACCCUCAGCCAGCGAGGACAGGAGGAGGCUUUUGCUCAGGGGGCAACAGCACUGCUACCAACAUCUUGCCUGGAUAACGGAGCUGGGAACUGGACCAUCGCCCUUCCCAGUGCUGCUGUGCUCCCUGUGCUGCUGAUGCCUCCCCUGAGGCAGCUCCUGGCAGGUUCCUCCUUGGUUCACACCACGCUGGGGGUGUGAAACCACCCUCCUCCUGCUCCCACCCCUCGGUUAUUUAUUGACCUCCUCUAGCUGGAAGCGUUGCUGUGCGAUAGGAAAUCCUCUUGUCCUUUCCCCAAGUUCCAAGUGCAAUAUUUGUGUGUGUCUCUGGAGUUCUCAGAUGGAGUGGAUGCCUUUCUGGGUUUUGGGGUUGGGGUUUUUUUGAGGGGGGUGUUUCUAAGUUUGCAGGUUUUCUCUGACAAGGCAGUUCCCUGGCAGCAGGCCAGCCAGGACAGCCUGGGGGUGACAUAUCGUGACGAUGGGAGAGCUUGGUGAUGGAGAAAAGCAGCUCUGUGAAUCAACAGCUCUCCUUACUCUGGAUUCAAGUGUUUUGGUUGUUGCUGAGCCUUGGAGGGACUUGCCUGCCUCCAGGCACCAUGUCUAUGGCAUAGAAGCAUCUCUGCAGCUGCCAAAAAUACAUUGUCAUGGUCAUAGGUAAAUAAA
Colius striatus (speckled mousebird) is the source of this 4115-nucleotide messenger RNA. It is a transcript of the gene RGS3, whose product is annotated as regulator of G protein signaling 3. Gene Ontology annotation, cellular component: nucleus; plasma membrane. The record is from RefSeq and is a predicted model, not a curated record. Gene Ontology annotation, molecular function: protein binding. Gene Ontology annotation, biological process: signal transduction. The transcript has 16 exons. NCBI's taxonomy places the organism in Eukaryota, Metazoa, Chordata, Aves, Coliiformes, Coliidae. The coding region runs from base 804 to 3206 and encodes 800 amino acids.